Molecule: messenger RNA, 2079 nt
Organism: Kazachstania africana CBS 2517
Lineage: Eukaryota; Fungi; Ascomycota; Saccharomycetes; Saccharomycetales; Saccharomycetaceae
Gene: KIN82
Product: putative serine/threonine protein kinase KIN82
Exons: 1
Coding region: 1-2079 (692 amino acids)
Biological process (GO): protein phosphorylation
Cellular component (GO): nucleus; cytoplasm; plasma membrane
Molecular function (GO): protein serine/threonine kinase activity; ATP binding
Source: RefSeq, a predicted model, not a curated record
AUGAUCGAAACUACAGAUUUCUUUGCUAAACCAAUACCAAUGGGGCAAAGAUCAAGAAGUAUGUCCAUUCCAAAGUUGUUCGGUCGAACUAAACGUAAUAAUAGUACGGCAACUAGUGUCAGUAUCAUAACAUCAACCAGUAACAGUAUUAUAACAUCCGCCAGCAAUAGUAGUAAUAAAAGUAUAGCCAAUGAAUUAGGCAAUACGAGUUUCUCGAGUGUUACCUCUGAGAAUCAUGAUGCUUACAAGACCGGUAAUGAACAGGGUAAAAAUAGCAAAUUCUCGAAGUUUAAAGAGGUGUUUACUAAGAAGGCGGAUACGCCUCCUGGUUUGACCCUGGAUAAGAUGAAGAGACAUUUCUUCUACAAGGGUAAAUUCAAUGAGAAUAUAGAUAUCGAAGAAUCAGAACCUCACAGCCAACAGAUGGCCGAUUCUUUGCCAGAAUUAAUGCAUGAAAAUAAUAAAUCUCUGGAUAUACAUAAUGAAGGAGCAAAAAUUCGUGGAAGAUCACCAUCUGCUCCAGUGAUAUCGGUAACCAAAACCCCCACAAUAGAAACAAGUAUAGAACUUUCCAAUUUUGACCAUUUUUCUUCGACAAAUCCUUUCAGGAAUUACACUACGCCGAGCAUUCAAAUUCAAUCAAAUAAUCCAUUCUACCAAGAAUCCAUACCUCAUGCUACAAUAAGUAACUCGCCAUCUUUGACUUCUGCAUUAUCUGCAACAUCGUCCACUUUCUAUAAAGAUCAUUUAAGUAACUUAUCAUUAAAUGAUAUUAAAGAAGAUGAACAACUAAAUCAGUUUGACAUAUCAUCUCCUCAAAAGCAUGUAAUCGAGGAGCCGAGACGAUCCCGUAGAUUAAGGGCUAAAUCGUUUAGUAACAAAUUCCAGGACUCAUUGGUAGGACCCACAUCUUUCGAAAAGAUAAAAUUGUUAGGACAAGGUGAUGUUGGGAAAGUGUAUCUUGUAAGAAACAAGAUAACAGACCGACCAUAUGCUAUGAAGAUAUUUAACAAACAUGAAAUGAUACAAAGAAAGAAAAUCAAAAGAAUAUUAGCGGAACAAGAAAUUUUAGCCACAAGCAACCAUCCAUUCAUUGUAACAUUAUAUCAUUCAUUUCAAACCGAGGACUAUUUAUACUUAUGUAUGGAAUAUUGCUUAGGAGGACAAUUCUUUGCAGCUCUACAAACAAGAUCGACGAAAUGUAUCUGUGAAGAUGAUGCAAAAUUCUACACUUCUGAAGUAAUUGCAGCGUUGGAAUAUUUACAUCUAUUGGGGUUUAUCUACAGAGAUUUAAAACCAGAGAAUAUUUUGUUGCAUCAAUCAGGUCAUAUUAUGCUUUCAGAUUUUGACUUAUCUAUACAGACAGUUUCAUCCAAGAAGCCUUUGCUUCUCAAUGGUUCGAUAAUUGAUACCAAAGUCUGCUCUGAUGGCUUUAGAACCAAUUCUUUUGUGGGUACAGAAGAAUAUAUCGCACCAGAGGUCAUUAGAGGAGAAGGGCAUACCGUAGCAGUAGACUGGUGGACCUUAGGUAUUUUAUUAUAUGAAAUGUUAUUCGGCUUUACGCCCUUUAAAGGAGAUAACAUUAACCAAACAUUUGUAAAUGUCUUAAAAAAAGAUGUAACCUUCCCAAACAAUAACACUAUUACUAGAAGUUGUAAGGACCUCAUUAAAAAGCUCCUAAUUAAAAACGAAUCUAAAAGACUUGGUUCCAAGUUAGGAGCUGCAGAUCUGAAAAGACAUCCGUUUUUCAAAAAAGUUCAGUGGUCACUGUUGAGAAACCAGGAGCCACCUUUAAUACCUAUCGUUAAUGGGCAAGGUAGUAGCAGCGUAUCAGAAAACAAGAGUAGGACCAAUAUGAAUGAAGAGGAAAGAUUUAUGUUUGAGGAAGAAAUUGAACACGAUGAUGAGGUGCCAGAUGAUGACCCAUUUCGUGAGUUCAGCUCAAUGAGUUUGGUUGGAAGGGAAUACGAAAAUAAUUCACAGAUAUCAACGAAGCAAAGUCUACUUGGUAAAAUUUCAUAUGCUCCAAAUGCUAAUAGACCAAGAAGUAAUAGCGCAAAGAAUCUUUUCAGACGUUAA